Molecule: messenger RNA, 933 nt
Organism: Sus scrofa (pig)
Lineage: Eukaryota; Metazoa; Chordata; Mammalia; Artiodactyla; Suidae
Source: RefSeq, a predicted model, not a curated record
AUGCAGCCAAACAACAGUAUCUCUGAGUUCAUACUGUUAGGAUUGACACUGGAUCUUAAGAAGCAAAACAUGGUGUUUGUGAUCUUCUUCAUUUUCUAUGUGGGAACUCUGGGGGGCAAUUUGCUUAUUAUUGUGACCAUCAGGUCCAGCCAAACACUUGGGAGCCCCAUGUACUUCUUCCUGUUUUAUUUGUCCAUUGCUGAUACCUGUUUUUCCACUACCACAGCACCUAGACUCAUUGUGGAUGCUCUGUCUGAAAAGAAAAUCAUAUCUUACAAUGAGUGUCUGACUCAAAUCUUUGCACUGCAUUUAUUUGGCAGCAUGGAGAUCUUUGUCCUUGUCCUCAUGGCCAUUGAUCGUUAUGUGGCCAUCUGCAAGCCACUGCAUUACCCAACUAUCAUGAGGCGCCAGGUCUGCAUCAUACUGAUUGGUCUUGCAUGGAUAGGGUCUUUUAUACAUUCUAUGGCUCAGAUUAUCCUGGCUUUGAGACUGCCCUUCUGUGGAUCCAAUUUGAUUGAUCACUAUUGCUGUGAUAUGCAGCCCUUGCUGAAACUUGCCUGCAUGGAUAUUUAUGUGAUGAACCUACUCGUGGUAUUUAAUAGUGGAGCCCUUUGCACAACUGGUUUUGUAAUGCUGAUGAUCUCAUACAUUGUCAUCUUGCAUUCACUACGAAACCAUAGCGCAGAAGGGAGGAAAAAAGCUCUCUCCACUUGCACUUCCCACAUCAUUGUAGUUGUCCUGUUUUUUGGUCCAUGUAUAUUCAUAUAUACCCGCCCCCCAACUACAUUCCCCAUGGACAAGAUGGUGGCAGUAUUUUAUACUAUUGGAACACCCUUUCUCAAUCCGCUCAUCUACACCCUGAGGAAUGCAGAAGUGAAAAAUGCCAUGAGAAGGUUAUGUCAUGUCAGAAUGAAUUCAGAAAGCAAAAGAUGA